Messenger RNA from Salvia hispanica, 1905 nucleotides. NCBI's taxonomy places the organism in Eukaryota, Viridiplantae, Streptophyta, Magnoliopsida, Lamiales, Lamiaceae. The record is from RefSeq and is a predicted model, not a curated record.
AUGGAAAAGCUCAUGUCUAACGAAUCCGGUCGCCAAGUCAUCCCCAUAACAGGCAUGGGUGGGAUAGGUAAGACCGCUCUUGCUCAAACUGUUUAUUCACAAAAAGCAAUUAAUGAGCAUUUUGAUAUUUGUGCUUGGGCAACUAUUUCCGAACAAUACAACAAGAGAGAAAUUCUGUGUGAACUUGUUUCUCAAGCCACUAUGAAAGACAAGAAACAACUAAGUGAAAAGAGUGCAGCCGAAUUAGGAUUAGAGCUCCACAAAUAUUUGUUUGGUAGAAGGUUUCUAAUUGUAAUGGAUGAUAUGUGGAAGAUUGAGUCUUGGGACGAGAUUCAACGUUUCUUUCCUAACAAUGAGAAUCACAGUCGAAUAAUGGUGACAACUAGGCAAUCACAACUGACUCCUCAGUUAAACAAUCACUAUAGCCAUUCAAUGGAGUUUCUUGAUGAGGCUAGUAGUUGGAACCUAUUAUCCAAAACUAUGUUUGAAGAGGAACCCUUUCCUCUUGAUUUGCAGAAAGUUGGAAAGGAAAUUGCACACAGUUGUAGAGGACUUCCUCUGUCAAUUGUUGUGGUGGGGGGUAUUUUAAAAAAUAUGGAGCGCACAAAAAAAUGUUGGGAUUCAAUAAGAAACAACCUAACUUCAGUAGUAAAUUUAAAGAAUGAUCAACAUUGCUUGAGAUUAUUAAAAAUGAGCUAUGAUCAUUUGCCUGUCUACUUAAAGCCUUGUUUCUUAUACAUGGGAGUGUUUGAGGAAGACGAAGAAAUUCUCAUCUCAAAGCUUAUCAAGUUAUGGGUCAGCGAAGGAUUUCUUAAACCAAUAGAUGGCAAUAGUUUGGGAACAAUUGGGAAAGGGUUCAUAAAGGACUUAGUUGAUAGAAAUCUCAUUCUAGUUGACAAGUUGGGGUCUACAGGAAAUAUAAAACAAGUCAAAGUUCAUGAUUUGGUAAGAGACCUAUGCGUGAACCAGAGCAAGAAGGAAGGGUUUUAUCAUGUGGUAGGAGAAUCUAGUCCUAGAGGAAUAAAGAGCCAUCGCCGCAUUGUCAUACGUAGGAAAACUUCAAAGAAGAAAGUCGUCAAUGACUCGAAGUCUAUGUUACAUGCUCGUUCCAUUAUUUGCGAAUAUGGCAAAGUUCCACGGUGCCUGAAUUCUAGAUUGUUGAGGACAAUACAAGCAGACAGAUCUCGUGGGUUUCAGUAUGUUAACUUGCGGCACCUUGGACACAUGGGCUCGAGUUUUUCUUAUUCCAAUCAGCUUUGGAAUUUGCAAACGCUGAUCGUUCCUUGGUCACCUAAAUUUGCUUUUACAGAGUUUUGGGAAAUGCCUCAACUGAGGCAUAUUGAGGUGUAUUCUGUGCUUCUGCCAGAUCCUUCGAGUGAUUCUUUCGUCAUGGAGAAUCUCGUAGUACUUAAGGGAGCACUUAAUUUGAAGUGGGAUGAAGAGGUGGUUAAGAGGUUUCCAAAUAUCAAGAAAUUGGGGAUAAAAUAUUUAGCAACCAAGGGAAUGGGGUGUGAUGAUGAUUAUUAUUAUAUGAGCAAUAUUAAUUGCUUGUGUAAAUUAGAAUCCCUCUAUAUCUCGUGUGCGUUUGAUUUUAGAGGAAAUACCUCUUUGUAUAAGCUCACCUUUCCCCAAACACUCAAGAGUUUGACUCUUGAGAUGAACUUUGUAUCUGAAUGGGAAACGAUGUUGGAAAAGAUUGGUUCAUUGCCCCUUCUUGAGAAGUUUGAGUUGCGUUGGGGAUGCUUUGGAACAGUGGUGAAAUCUGCGAAAGAGAUUGUAGAGGAACAAAUGGAUUUACAAGGUGACGAUCUUUCCUUUCAUGUUUAUGUUCUACUUUCCUCUAGCGAAGCGAAGAACGAAGCAAUGCGGAGCUUGGCAGGUCCUAGCAUUGAAUUUGAACGGUAG